AUGCCACUCACAAUACAACUCGACGAUCCCCGUCCGUGCUACUUUGGCAAUGAGGCAAUCCGCGGGCGUGUUCUAUUCGAGUCGUCCACUGUGAUCAACAUUCAAGAUAUCAGGGUAAACUUCACCGGAGUCUCCAAAGCCAAAGUCCAAAAGGUCAAAGGAGCCGGAGCGCCAGCAGCAAACUACCGCAGCAAAUGCGUACUUUUCGAAAAGGAGAAGAUUCUACUUCAUCUGAACGGCGAAGCUCUGAGCCCUGGUACAUACGAAUGGCCGUUCGAAUUCAUCUUUCCAUCAGCAGUGCAGGGCUCAUCGAAGUGGACGCAAAGCCGUCCAUUCCGCAGUGAUGCGGGUCAUCCGCUGCCGCCGACAUUUGCGAUAGAGACCGGGGAUGAAUCGAGAAAGGUGAAAUGUGGAAUUGAAUAUCUCCUGCAAGCAAGGAUUUCGAAACCACAGGGAGGUAUCAUACCGACCAACGCUGUAUUAUUUGUAGAGGAACUGCGACUGAAAUUCAUCCCCGACUGCGCUCUAUCUGACGGCCAUGAUAGCGGAUAUUCCGAGAUAUACAGACAGCAGAAAGAGCAGAUCUUCAAUAUCAGCUCCAUGCUUUUACUCCCGGAAAAUAGAGGUCGCACCUUGAUCAUGCAAGAAAAACUCCACAGCUGGGUGUUUCCCAGUCAACUACCACGAUUCAGCUUCACGGCCUCGUUCUCCUAUCCUACGCGCGUGCUCCAGGGUUCGCCUCUGCAGUGUUUGUUAGAGAUCACUCCUCAUAUAGAGAGUUCAUCCAUCACCGCUCCCCCGGAUAUUGUGAUGAAAUCAAUGUCCCUCACGGUAAACAGUCAAACAGCCGCGCGAGCUUCACCGUCUUUAAUAGGCGCGAUGUCGGCAGAUAUAAACGACCGAAUCGACAUCUUAUCCAAGACUGGCCUACAUAUUCCGGUGACUGGGGUGGUAGACGUGGGUGAACUAUUCGGACCUCUCUUAUUCAAACACACCGAUGUAUCUUUUAGCACGUUCAACAUCAGCAGACAAUAUCGGCUGGGCGUGAAGAUUGUAUUCGACUGCGCGGGAAAGACGAGCGAGCUAAACUUUUCUGACCUGUUGUUUGAUGUUGUGGCCGUUUACAAGAGACCUGAAAAGAAGGACCUCGCGUUUGAAACUCUGCAAUCCGUGGAAGAUGCUCCGCCGUUGUAUACGCCCGGUGAUGAGCGGCGGCAUCAAUAUACCCCGGACAUCUUGCGGGCAGGGCCUGCGAAAGUUUGA
Messenger RNA from Aspergillus puulaauensis, 1263 nucleotides. RefSeq lists its product as uncharacterized. The transcript has a single exon. Gene Ontology annotation, biological process: ubiquitin-dependent endocytosis. The record is from RefSeq and is a predicted model, not a curated record. Gene Ontology annotation, cellular component: cytosol; plasma membrane; cytoplasm. NCBI's taxonomy places the organism in Eukaryota, Fungi, Ascomycota, Eurotiomycetes, Eurotiales, Aspergillaceae. The coding region runs from base 1 to 1263 and encodes 420 amino acids. Gene Ontology annotation, molecular function: ubiquitin protein ligase binding; protein-macromolecule adaptor activity.